GAUUAAUGUGAAAGGCGAAACGUUGUCGUAUUUCUACUUGUAAAUAAAGUAAACUAAACUUUUUGACGAAAAUACAUUCAAAAAAAGAAAAGAGGAGUAUCAACUAAGUGUAAAGAAAGACGUGAACUAUUGUGUGUAACAUAUAAAUCGAGUGGCUGUUCAUUUCACAAUAGACAAAACUGGUCGCAGCAAGAAGUCGAGGCCAUAUUUAUGAUGUUAUCUGUUGUGUGAGCGUCUUCGGAAACUACAUUCAUAAAUGUUACUUCAAACCAAUGCGAUGGGGUGUUUUGUUUAUGUCGAAGUUGCAUGAGCAACGCAGUAUGACUACAAGUGCUCCAGUUUAGUGGUAGUAACAAUACUUUUGAUGUGCGUUACAAAUUAUGGAUGAAAGUGUGGACUUCUAUUGACACAUACAUACAUUGACACUAAACAAAACAUCACGGAGGUGGUAAUGGAUCCAGUAGGACCAUGGUCAGCAUAUGCUUCCUACAAUCGAUUAGCAGGGGUCCAGGCUGGUGCUGCAAGUGGGGACUUUCAUCACCACCUAGCAGGAAGUGGUUCAGGCCUAGGCACACAGUCCGUGCCUUCCACUACAAGCCAAUUAUUACUUCAAGCAGCUCACACAACAGCAUCAUUAGCAGGACAACUUGGUUCAUCAACUGCGUCACCAUUUAACCCUGGAGGAUUCCUUUCUCCACCGGCUGUUGGUUAUGACGCAGUGUUUUCACCACUGUUUCAUCACGCAAACCCUAAGCCUGCUCACUAUAGUUCAUCACUUCAAGCUCAGCAUCGUCAAGUAAUUGCCCAAGCACAAGCUGCUGCUGCAUCAAAGCAAUCUUCUGUAGAAAGUGAACUUUCCUCAUUAAGAGAAAAUUACUCUCAUCAAACUCUUGCAGCCCAAGGUACAUCAUUUUUUGACCAGCCUGCAACACCAGGAAGCACAAGUGGGUUAAGUUGGCAAGGAAAUAACCAACUACCAAGUCCUUUUGGAAUAUUGCCCCAUGAAAGCGUAGUACCGUCAUCAUCAAGCCCGGCAACUACAAAAGCAUCGGCAGCAACCUAUGAAAAUUUUAAUGCCCAUUUUGCUGCAGCACAAACUAUUAACAAUCACCUCAAUUCCCAAAUUUCCAGCUCUGGUAAACAAACUAAUAGAUCUGGUUCUCCAGCAACAGCAUCUAAGCAGCCAACUUCAUCCACAUCGUCAUCAACAUUUUUUCAAUCUCCAUCAUCUUUUGGAAACCAGACUGACAAUUCAUAUAAUACAAGCACUGCAAAAAGUGGGCAACUUUCAUCACAGCAGGAUUAUGCUGGAAGUAAGUCAUAUUCAAGUUCUGCAAGUACAACUGCACAUUCCCAGCAGUCAUGCAUAGUGUCAACUCCACCAGUUACCUCCUCCUCAACUCCUCCCAGUAAGGACUAUCGUUCUUCCACAACUUCCUCAUCCAGACCCUCGGCCUCCAUUUACAAUUCUCAAUCCCCAAAAAACACCAGUACUGAAAAGUCUUCAAGGCAAUCUACUACCAGCACUAAUUUUGUAUCACCCACUUCAAAACCCCCGCAAGUUCAAACUAAAGCUCAAAGUAAAAUUUAUCCAGAAUUGAGCAGUGAACAAAGAAAAACCUGUGAAACAAGUGAUAAAAUACAGCCCCAAUCUUCUCCCAUAAGCUAUUCUAUUAUGGAUGCUCCAGGAAGACUAAGUUAUAGUAACAGUAGUGGGAGUUCGUCAAAGCCAAGUAGGCUUGGAACCAAUCAAUAUUCAACUUCACAAGGCUCUAGUUUUAGACAUUACCAAAGUGGUAACAAUGUGGAACCUGAUUAUCAUGUACGAGCAAAGAGUAGUUCCAGUACAGACACUGGUUAUUCCAGUAGCAGUUCCCAAAAUGGUCCUGAUUGUGGUGUAGUAGCUAAUAGAAGACAUAGUCCUUCUCAAGCACCACCACAAACAUCACCUUUGGGCCAUGGCUCUAGUCCUGCUUAUCCCAUGUAUCAUAGUCCAAUGAACUCUAUGAACUCCCCACAACCACAUAGCGAACACUAUAAAACUAGCAAUGCUGCACCACGUUCACCAUUGGACGUCUCUGUAGCGAGGCCUCCUUCACAAAAUAGUCAAGUAGCUUAUCCUUCUGUUAUAACUAGAGCCCUAGGUAUUGAACAAAGUAAAAGCUAUUCAGAGAACAGAUAUGAACGUAGUCAGUCAUCCAGCCAAAAUUGCUGGGAAGGUGACAGACAACCUUCAAGAAAAUAUUCUAGUACUAGCAAUAACUCUUCAAAUUACAAUAGUUCUGUUGUAGCUGAGAGUAAUACUCAUAAUGAUGAAAGUGCGGCUCUGUCUCAAACAUCUACUCAUAGAACACUAAACCUGACUGAGAAGCACCAGAACUUUUUUGAUAGCAGUAAUGUGGCUUUGCAAGAUUUGUCAAGCUGUCGGGGAGAUCCCAUGAGUAUAGUUAAAAAUUUACAAAGUUUACAACAAAGUUGUCAAUUACAAGAGAUUAAGUCCUGUAAAAGUCAAACCACAUCAUCCAAUACACCAACAUUAAGUAAAACUAUUACUAGAAGAAAAAGUACUGAAAAACCAUUGCCACAUGCAAAUAUGAAUGAGCUAUCAACUGUAGUAAUGGCAGAUUAUUUGGCCAAUAGAAUCCCUCCUCCUGCUCAUAGUUCCACAAGUAGCCAACAGCAAAAUGGGACCUACUUUGAUUUUGAGAGAUGGAACCUUCCACCUCCUCCACCUAAAAUGUUUCCUGGCACUUCCGCAUUUGGUUCUCAAGCCCCUUUACACACUACAAAUUUUGCAAACCAACACCAAGCACUAGCUAUGCAACAUGGACAUGCACUAACCUAUUUCCCACCCUUUCACCUAGGUCCUCAUCCUGAUUUCCAGUCAUCAGUGGAGUUAACACCAUUAUCGUCAUUCAGUGAAACUCCACCUUCGGCUUCCUCAUCAUCGUUUUCAACGCCUGAAACUCGUGAAGAGGAACAGCCUAAGGUGGUAGUGCCUAAUAUAGAGGAAGAACUUGGUUUCCUUGCAGAACAACGAGCAAAUACUGCAUCGUCGGUAGCACCCACUUCACAGCAGCAGAACAUAAACAGUACUUCACAAGACGUUACUUCAAAAAUAAUGGAUAAAAAGUUCAAUGUUCCUGUCACGGGCCCCGGCUCAGGCUUCAUGGCUUCUUAUCUCAAAUUUUUACAAGGAGAGCGCGAUACAUCUCCUCCUCCGGCCGGUAGAGGUGCCAGAAAAUCUACUUGGUCUAGAACAAAUACCAACAGCAAUACAAAUAAGCCUUAUUCAAAUGAUCAAUCCAAAAGCCAGUGUGAUGCAAAUGCAACACAAAGUGCCAAUGGAGCGAUGGCGACCAAUGUAGUAAAUGCUGGCAUGUCAUUGAGCAGUGCUGGCAUGGGAUCUUCAGCAGGUAUGAGUACUCCUGGCUUGUUAGGAGCUAAUCAAAUUCAUGGCGCCGCGUCUCAUCUUCUCGGCUCACAACCAAAGGGAGUUGAAUUGGACGACCGUUAUUACAAUGUAAAUAAAGAUAGAAAACGUAAAUUUGAUGGUAGCAAAGAUUACGAUGCUGAGGAAGAGGCGAGAAGGAUGAACAAGCCAGUACUCAAUGUGCCUAGUACACCGUUGAAUGACAAAGAUAAGAAGGGUAGAACAACUAUGAACAAGCCGACCCCUUCGGCAGUAGUGGCGCCUCAGCCGGCCGCGCCGAAGAAGCCACGGCCGCCUGCGCCGCAGCCCGUGGCGUCGCUGCAGGCAGCGCCCCAACAACAAUAUUAUUACCAACACCAGCCUGAUGAAGCCGGUGCCCACGGUGCUAAUCUUGGUUAUGGCCUCUACGGCACUGCGGAGGAUGACGCCAACUCGAAUAGAAAGUUGCAUAACAUUAAGUCCCAUCAACAAAUCUCUAACGCGGGUCAAGUCGAUAAUACUAGACCAAUUGAGGAAAUGCCCUAUCAGUCAGGUGAAUUUGUUGCGAUAAAAAGUGAAUUGACUGAAAUGUGGCCGGCUAUUUGGAGGGUAGACGGUAAGACACUGUUACAAAAGUAUGAGCCUUUUGACGAAAACGGCAAAGUUUUAUACAGGAAUAUAUCGACGUACGCAGCGUGGAACCCCGAGAAUAAAAAAUUAUACACACAAGUACCAGUUAAAGUUCGGUCUCAGACUCAUUUAGAGACUAUUGUAGAGUUAGUUAGAAGUGAUCUUCCAUUCGACGACUGUAGUUUUAUCGAAAAAAGAAUGCUAGAAACUCAAAUGUAUCAGGAGAACUUCGAGGUCUACAUACAAACGCUUAUAUCGCACGCGUUAGAUCCCAACUUCCUUACAGAAAUAUUUCAGGAACAAGAGGGAAAUAAAAUUUCAGACGAGUACUUCCUUUCAAACGUGAAGACGGUAGACGAGGUGACGGAGUCGAUGCGAGCACGAGUAUCGUCGGGCGGCGGCGCGGGUAGCGGCGCGCGCGCCCUCGACGCCGCGGUGGGCACGUGGCCCGGGCUCAGCGUGGCGGCCGGCGCCGGCGCCUGUCGCGCCUGCGCGCGCCCCGCCGUCGCGCGGCUGCUGCUCUACGGCCAGCCCUACAACCCGGCCACCCUCGAGCCCGUCCAACCCGAUGCCAGAUUAGCUUACGAAAAAGAAUUCCUUGUGUGUGCGACAUGUUGUGGUCGGGUGCAGUUGUACUCCAGAAUAUCGCAUCAGAAAUACUUAAUGUACGCCGAAUGCAGCAAACGUGUUGCAGAAAAAAGGAUGCAAGACCCCAGGAAAGAUACCACAGUUAUUUUAAAUGAACUUUUAGCUGACGAAGUUUGGCUAUCGCAGCUUUUCCGAGACGUAAGACAUUCGUGGGCCGAAGCAGAGUCUUGGGAACGCAAAUUGCGGCAGGCCAUGUCCCGGCAAAUGAUAUAACGGUAGCGAUCGUUAAGUGACGGCAUUCGUAGUGCUUCAAACACAUAAAGGACAUUACUUAUUUAAUUUUUGUAUCUACCUGUGACAUAUGCUCUAUAAUAAUUGAUUUGUCGUGCGGAAAAAGAAUGUACGGGCAUUUACAAGUAAGUACGUUAUUACUGUAAAUCGAAGCGGAUCUUUAUUUUCUAAUGUACAUCACGUAUGUUACGUAUUCAAUAAUUAUAAAACUUAUCGAAUUUUAUUGGCUGUUACUUAGUAUCAGUUAUUUAAUUUAAUUCCGGUGCCAUUUUAUGCUUUCGACGUAAUUGAGGUAUAUUAAACUCUUUGUAUAAUUUUGUGAUUUCAUACUGUUGUAAACAUACGGCCUAAUUAGAUGUAUAAUUAUCAUUUAUAGUAACAUAAUAUGUAUCUUAAAUUUUCUUAAUUAUGGCUCCGGAUCAUGUUUUCGUUAUCAAUAUCAAGUGUGCAAUCGAUUUUCGGGAACAAAAUAUUAAACCAAUAGUGUUUUGCCUUUAACGCAUUCUUAUAUACAUUCUAGUAGUUCAGUUAAAAUUCAAAGCAAUAAGUGCAAGUGCUAGACACCUUUUUGUAUUACAGUUUGUCAAAUUUAAAAGUGCAUCAUUAAAUUACAAGUGGUUUCUGGAUCGUAAUGAUUAGUCAUGCUUAUGUUAUGGAAGAUAUUGUCAAAACCGGGAACAGUUUCCACGUAAUUUGGUGGUCUUAUACAUUCCUAAAGUCAUUGAGUGAAAUAUAUCCUUUAAUGUGUGAUUCGAAUUUCAUCUUGGUUUCUGUCUGCCCUAAAUUUAAUGAACAAAAUGGUGUCGAUAUUAUAUUUCUACUUUAAACAUAAGUAAGUACAUUUUAUGAAAAAGAUAUUUUGUAUAAUUGAUUUAGGUUGUAUAGGUUUACUAUAAUUACACAGAAAUAAUUGAUUCGUAGUUAGAUAAGUAGUAUGUACUGUUACAAAUAAAAGUUCUGUCC
Molecule: messenger RNA, 5884 nt
Organism: Hyposmocoma kahamanoa
Lineage: Eukaryota; Metazoa; Arthropoda; Insecta; Lepidoptera; Cosmopterigidae
Product: putative GPI-anchored protein pfl2
Exons: 8
Coding region: 452-4903 (1483 amino acids)
Cellular component (GO): nucleus
Source: RefSeq, a predicted model, not a curated record